Molecule: messenger RNA, 981 nt
Organism: Protomyces lactucae-debilis
Lineage: Eukaryota; Fungi; Ascomycota; Taphrinomycetes; Taphrinales; Protomycetaceae
Exons: 1
Coding region: 1-981 (326 amino acids)
Source: RefSeq, a predicted model, not a curated record
AUGUUCACAGCACGGCUCAUUGUCUCGACAUAUCUAUGCCUCAGCAUCAAUAUUUCACUGGAGGUCAUCAAUGUUGGUUCUGUCAAAGCUGCCGAUACGAACACCGCGGCUUCAUCAAGCUCUCAAUCUCAAGUUGGACAAACAAACGACACUGAACCUUCUGGGUUUUGUAAGCUUAUUUACACAAAGCUCAACCCAGACGUAAUGCUUCAUGGUGGCCGCUUUCGGCCCACAUGUGAACUAACAUGUGCUGACCAUUUUGCUGACAUGAUGUGGAACUUGGCUUCCAUCGUCCAUCCUUGUCAACGCGUCACAAUGUCUCCUUGGGAUGUGAUGCUUGUUCAUCAUCCUCAACCCAAAGGGCCAAAGUCUGAAUCAGACUUUACAAGAUGCACAUCAGACUUUAGAGUAUGCAUAGACGACUGGUGUACGUGCUUGCCACCACUGGUAGCCUGCAGCUGCUCUGUGGAGGUGCUCCUGCAUCGAGUCUCGAUCAACAACGCAGGUGUGCCGCAAAGUCCAGGAUAUUGCGACUCCGAAGCUGUCAUCAAACUGCUCACGCAUUUGUUGUCAACACAAAGCAAGGGACCGUCUUUAUCGACUGGUCCAUCGAAUGUGGCAGAACGUUUCUCUACACCGAUCGACCUUCAAUCUAACAUCGCAUGUGAUACGAUUGCAGAUUAUUCCACCAGCAGUAAUGUGUACGCUUUGUACGAACAGCUGACAAAGUCUUUACCCGCUACAGAGUCGAACCGACCGCCAUUGGAACCCGGCAUCUGCACCUUGAAAUAUCAGUUGGGCGGGCAGUCUCGGCUGGCCGAGCAGUACAAGCCGACCUGGGGCUUCUUGACAGGCAACCUCAUCAAAUGUCACCCGCGCUCAGCAAACGAUCCAUCUCUCUCCAACAUCAGAGAUAAUCUCAACGACAUGCGGCGAGCAGUGGCCGAGUCGAGGCUUCCAAACGACUUUUGGAAUCUUUGA